UUUGACAUUUAAAGGUUAUGUUGUGUUUAAACAACCGUACAUUGUUUUGAUAAAAAUGGGUGCUAAAACCAUGUAAUUUUAUUCAAAGUACUUAAUUUCCACAAAAUUAAAAUGUGUGAGGCUGUAGCAGGGAUCUUAAAUGAUAUUCUGAAAGUUGAAGGUAUCGAGGAAGCAUUUAGUUGUUUUUUAGUACACAGGCUAAAUAAUGAGACUGAAAAGGUUACAUAUUGGCAACAAGAGCUAAAUAAUGCCUUUCGAAACGCAAGCUCAGAGCAGUUGGAUGCAGCUGUAAGACAGUAUUUAGGCAUAGCCUAUGGAUGUUCUCAAAAUCACUUAAAGUUGUUGAUGGAACUCUUAGAAAGUUGUGUCAAAAGUGGAACACUACCUGCUAGAAAAGUUUGUGAAUUGAUUAUUGCUAGUGAGCUUUUGCAACAUAAUAACUCCCAUUUCUGGGUAGAAUGUUUCAAACUGAUCAAAAUAAUUAUUGAUUUGGUUGAGUAUAAGGGAGUCCGAGAAAUAAUGAAAGGAUGUUGUGAAAAAGCAAAAACCCUCCCAUGGUCCUUAAACUCAGGCCUGCAACCACAAACCCAAGCCCUGAUGGAAGUAGCACAAAAAAUAAUGGACAGAGAUGCCUGUCUACUGCCGGGAUAUUUGCUAGUAAAUGAGCUACAGAAGGCUUUCCCAGACUGCCCCCAUUGGAGACUGUCUGCCCUGUUUUCAGACUAUGUAGAAAGUUUUAGAGCUUGUGCCCAAAUGGUAUCUAUUAUUGGACAGACUGAAAUGCGGCCAGUUGUUGAACAUAGCGGGUGUCCUGAGCAUCUGGUGAAUCCUUGGAAAUUGGAUCCACAAACCCUAAGAUUUGCUGUAAAAGGAACUUUACCGUACUCCCCAGAACUACUAGAAAAGCAAACUGGCUUGCUGAGGUACGUUUUGGAACAGCCCUAUAGCCGUGACAUGGUUUGUGGCAUGUUGGGUUUAAACAAACAACACAAACAGCAUUGCCAAGCCAUCGAAGAGCAAUUGAUUGAGCUAGUGGUAUUGGCACUAGAAAAAACAGAGGUUGAAGGUGAUGAACAAGCAACCCAAGAUCUUUGGCUUCAUUUAUCCUCACAGCUUAUUUACUUUGUGCUAUUUCAAUUUGCUAGUUUUCCUAGUUUGGUGAUGUCCCUGCAUUCUAGAUUGCAAGGGAGGGAUUUGAGAAGAGGCAGAGAUCAGCUGAUGUGGGUUCUGCUACAGUUCAUUUCUGGUUCCAUACAACGCAACCCAUUGUCCAACUUCCUACCAGUUUUAAGACUAUAUGAAUUGCUCUAUCCCGAAGAAGACCAACCUCUAACAGUUCCAGACUACAACCAACCACAGUGCACCCGACAGAUGGCCAUGACCUGUAUCUGGAUUCAUCUGACUAAAAAAGCUCAAACUGAACAGGCCAAUAUCACUUGGCCAGUGCCUGCGAAGUUGAGAGCUCACCAUGAUUUUUUGCAGCAUUUGGUUCCUCCUAAUAAUGCUGCUCUUGCAAUGGGAAAUGACUACAGGAUUGCUUUGUUAUGCAAUGCCUACUCAACCAAUCAGGAUUACUUUAGUAAACCAAUGGCUGCCCUUGUUGAAACAAUCCAAGGAAGCGCUAAAUCGUCUUCUCCACCAACAGCUCCCCUCAGCAUGACAGUUUUAGACUCGCUCACUGUUCAUUCGAAAAUGAGCCUAAUCCACAGCAUAGUAACACACGUCAUCAAGUCAUCCCAGGCCAAAUCUGGAAUGCCGCUUUCCCCAGCUCUAGUAGAAACCUACAGUAGGCUUCUAGUCUACACAGAAAUUGAAUCUCUGGGAAUCAAAGGGUUUCUGAACCAGCUAUUACCGCAGGUGUAUAAGUUUCAUGCUUGGGGAACUUUGUAUACUCUACUGGAGAUGUUCAGCUACAGGAUGCACCAUAUACAUCCCCACUAUAGAGUACAGUUGUUGAGUCAUCUGCAUUCUUUGGCUGCAGUACCGCAGGCUAAUCAAACUCAACUUCAUUUGUGCGUAGAAUCUACAGCUUUGAGGCUAAUAACAGGUUUAGGUAGUAAAGACGUACAGCCAGAACUAUCCCGAUUUCUGACAGAACCCAAAGGCAUAGUAUCCGCAGAAUCCGAGGAGCUAAACAGAGCCCUGAUCUUAACUCUAGCAAGAGCAACCCACGUCACCGGCACAGACGGUACUUGGUGCCACGAAUUGCUAGCCACGAUCGCCCAAAGCACCCCACACGCGUGGGCCCCACAGACCUUGGAAUGUUUCCCUAGGGCCAUGGCCGAAUUUUUCACCCAACACGUCGUUCCUAAAGAGAACAAACAACAGUUGAAGAAAGCUGUGGAGGAAGAGAACAGGAAAUGGGCUUCUAUGAACAACGAGAAUGACAUAAUGGCGCAUUUCGGAGUGCCGGGGGCUCCUCCGUUGUUCCUGUGUCUUUUGUGGAGGAUGUUGCUCGAUACCAAUCAUAUCAGCCCCAUCGCUUACAAAAUUCUGGAACGAAUAGGAGCCAGGGCACUCUCAGCACAUCUGCGAAAAUUCUGCGACUGCCUUGUAUUCGAAUUCAGCAACUCUCCAGGAGGCCAGCAUGUUAAUAAAUGUGUAGAUACUGUGAACGACAUGAUUUGGAAAUACAACAUCGUCACCAUCGACCGCUUAGUAUUAUGUCUAGCUUUGAGAACUCAAGAAGGAAGCGAAGCACAAGUCUGUUCCUUUAUUAUACAGUUGGUUUUACUGAAAGCUUCUGAAUUUAGAACGAGGGUACAGGACUUCGUUAAGGACAAUUCUCCGGACCAUUGGAAUCAGACUAAUUGGCACGAGAAGCAUUUGGAGUUUCAGAGGAAGUAUCCGGAGAAAUUUGCUCCUGAGGAACAGAGUGGAGGUUACCAUCCUAAUUUUGGAAAUGUCUGCUUAAGGUUUCUCCCGGUGUUUGACAUUGUUAUACAUAGGUUUUUAGAAAUACCUCAAGUCACAAAGAGCCUGGAAAUUCUAUUGGAACACCUAGGCUGUUUGUACAAAUUUCACGACAGGCCAGUUACUUAUUUGUAUAAUACUCUUCAUUAUUACGAGUCCAAGCUAAGAGAGAGGCCACCGUUUAAGAAAAAAUUAGUUGCGGCUGUGUUGGGAAGUCUGAAGGAAACUUUAUCUGAACCGUAUCAGGCAUUCUUAAAGACCAAUUCCGAGGAAAUAUGGCUACCGGAACUCGAUUACUACAUCCAGAUGAUCAAGAGAGUGGUGGAAGUCAUCAACGGUUCAAAUUCUAACUCUUCAACUGACUGGAGGUUCAACGAAUUCCCCAACGCUGGUGCCCACAUCCUGUACACUACCUGCGUUGAACUGAUGGCACUUUCUGCUGGACCUAAAGCUAUCGCCAACGGAUUGCUUGAUGUGGUUGCUAAAGGUUAUGUAAUGAUUCCGUCCGCCGACAUUCACCAAUGGGUCAAUGCAAUCGGCCUUGUUAUUUCGGCGCUUCCUAUCAGCUACUGGAACGUCCUCCACGAGAGGCUAAUAUCAACAUUGUCCGAUUUAGACACUUGGCCUUUCGAUUGCUCUCCCUUCGACCUAUUUAACUUCAAGCAUACCCACAGCGGCCUUCUUCACAAUCAGUUCAGCUACAUGCUAGCGCUUGCGCACUCCGUGUGGCACCACGCAGGUCCCGGCCAAAUAGCAAGCAUCCCUAGAUGGGUAAGGGAAAGCCUACCGCCCGUAGUAAAGACUGAGGAGCAGUUCUUGUACGUUGGUCAUCUAGUAGGUCCGUUUCUGCAGAGAUUCCACAUGGCUAUAAUGGAGUUAACCAACGCAUUGUACGAAUUGCUAGCUCAAGUUGACCAAGCACAGGCUGAUAUGAAAUAUAUGGAUCCUGUGUGUGAUUUGUUGUACCAUAUCAAGUAUAUGUUCGUUGGGGAUAGUUUGAAGAAGGAACUAGAGGCUGUGGUUAGAAAGUUGAGGCCGCAAUUGCAGCUUCGACUGAGAUUCAUUGCACAUCUGACGAUUGAAGAAGUACAUGCAUCCUAAUACAAACUUAAACGUUUAGAUGUUCAGUAAAAACCUUCUGAAAUGGUUAAAAACUUCAACAUACAGAGUGAGUUUCAUGUAUGGAACACCUCAAUUAUCUCGGAAACGGCUUGCACGUUUUUUAUAGGUUUUAGUGAGUACGGGAUUUGUGGUGCAGCCGAUCUUAUGGUGGCAUUUACAUUGUUGUCAGAUCUUCCAUUAUUCUGGAAAUCUAAUCAACUCGAUUAUUUCAAAUGGAACACCCUCUUUUUUUUUGCGUUGAGAAGUCCUUAAAGCCGCAGUCUCUCUUAUGCGAUUGUCGCAUGCGUUCGACGCAAGCAGCAGUCGCAAGCGAUGUUCUGUGCACUCCUCAAAUGUAAACUUUAUACGAGCGGUCUGUCUUGUGCGUCCGAUGCACAAGACAGACCGCUCGUAUAAAGUUUACAUUUGAGGAGUGCACAGAACAUCGCUUGCGACUGCUGCUUGCGUCGAACGCAUGCGACAAUCGCAUAAGAGAGACUGCGGCUUAAGAAAUAACGAUUAUUUUUCAUGUAAUAUUCCCUAUACCUAAAUACCAUAAUUUCGUUCUAUUGCUACAUUUAUUUCAACAAUUUUUUUAAGCAAAUUAUAAGAAUAAAUUUUUUCGGCCUUUGCAGUUAUUGUUUUAGGUUUUUUUGAUUCUGCGAAACAAAAAAGGCCUUUCGUAAUUUUUCUGUAAAGUUGAUCGUUUUCGAGUUACAUAUAAACAAUUUAAAACUAAAAAGAAUGAAAAAUGCCGAUUUUCAAGGCUCAAAAUCACAAGUAAAAAAUAUUAUCGUUGAAAUUACAAAGAGCCUAAAUUCAAGUUCAAACCUUCUUCUAUCAGAGCCCGAUAAGAAUUUUUGGCGCAUGUUUUAUUCUAAAACAUUGUUUUUUAAUUAUCGUAAAUGAAGCGCUUAUGGGAGGACAAGCAAUCGGGCUGCAUUAACAACAAAUCAAUGUUUUAAAAUGAAAUAAGCCCAAAAUACUUAUCGGAAACUGAUAGAAUAACGUUUGAACUUGAAUUUAGGUACUUCAUAGUUUCAGAAAUAAUAUUUUUUACUUGUGUUUUUGAACCUUGAGACUCGUCGUUUUUCGAUUUUUUCGGUUUUAAAUUGUUUGUAACUCGAAAACGGUCAUUUUUAGAGAAAAAUUACAAAAAAAGUUUUUUAUUCCGAAUGACCCAAAAACCUAAAAUAAUAUCUUCACGGCCAAAAAAAAUUGAUUUUUAUAAUUUGUUCAAAAAAUUGUUGAAAUAAAUGUAGCAAUAACCCAGAAAUUAUUGCGUUUAGAUAUAGGGAAUACUGCAUGAAAAAUAAUCAGUAUUUCCUAAAGACGUCACAACGCAAUAAAUAUACAGAGUGCUCCAUUUCAAAUAAGAAAGUUAAUUAGAUUUCUAGAAAAAUGGAAGAUCUGACAACAAUGUAAAUAUUACCAAAACAUCGGCCGUAUCUCAAGACCCUUACUUAGUAAAACCUAUAAAAAUCGGGCAAGCCGUUUCCGAGGUAAUUGAGGCGUUUCAUACAGAGAACUCACUCUGUAUAUUUAUAAAUGGUUAUUUGCUUCGGAUCUCUUUAACAGGAAUUUUAAAAUAUUUUUGUAUAUGAUAUAGACAUGUAUCUGAGUAUGGGUACAAAUUUUGUUCAUCAAAUCGAUGAUGAUAUUGUUUUAUUCUCUUAAUUUUGAGAUGUAAGUCUUAAACAUUUUAUUGUGAAAUUGAAUCCUUCAUUGAUUAGUCAUGUAGGUAGAUUAGUAUUAUUUUGUAAAUAUAUUUGUAUGAAUAUACUUUUUAUAGAAAA
Messenger RNA from Diabrotica virgifera virgifera (western corn rootworm), 5810 nucleotides. RefSeq names its product mediator of RNA polymerase II transcription subunit 23 (gene MED23). The record is from RefSeq and is a predicted model, not a curated record. The coding region runs from base 112 to 4014 and encodes 1300 amino acids. Gene Ontology annotation, cellular component: transcription regulator complex; mediator complex. Lineage: Eukaryota; Metazoa; Arthropoda; Insecta; Coleoptera; Chrysomelidae. The transcript has 10 exons. Gene Ontology annotation, biological process: regulation of transcription by RNA polymerase II; positive regulation of gene expression.